Messenger RNA from Ectocarpus siliculosus, 5961 nucleotides. Lineage: Eukaryota; Phaeophyceae; Ectocarpales; Ectocarpaceae. The record is from the annotation of a GenBank genome assembly.
AUGAUAUAUCCCACGCAACAUCACGGGGCGUUCGAAAAGGGCAACGAGACUCCUGGUUAUGACCACAGCAAGGAAGCCGUGUUCAAGGCCUGCGGGAAGACGUUUAAGUAUGCUAAGACUUCCCUUUACGUCUUCGACGAGCUGAACCCUGUCCGCGUGGCCUGCGUCAAGACCAUUGCCCACCCGUGGUUCGAUCGCUUUAUCCUGUUCCUCAUCGUCCUGAACUCCUUCGUGCUGGCGCUGACGGAUUGGUCUGUGAUAGACGACGAUCCUAACUCGCCAGAUGUGGGGGAGCCCAUCGAUGACGGCUCUUGGCGAAAUGCACUUCUGUUUGAGUCGGAGGCAGUGUUCACCGCCUUUUUCACGCUAGAGUUCGUGCUCAAGGUCAUCGCGCAAGGGUUCUAUCUUGGGCGAGGAUCAUACCUACGAGACUCUUGGAACAUCCUAGACUUCAUGGUGGUGGUCACGGCGCUUAUGACAAGCAUACCCGGGAUGCCGAAAAUGACGGCAAUCAGAGUUUUUCGGGUGCUGCGCCCACUGAAAAGCAUUUCUGCACUGCCCGGGCUGCAGAAGUUGGUGGUGAGCAUGCUUAGGUCUGUGCCACAGCUGGUGAGUGUGGUGAUUCUUCUCCAAUUUAUCUUCACGGUGUUCGGCAUCUUUGGGAUUCAGAUCUUCGCGGGCAAGCAGCACUCUCGGUGUCGUCUUACUCCGUUCCCAGUCAACAACAGUUUUGAGGUCGGGAUGAACUACACGGAUUACCGCUGCCUCUCUGUGAGCAACUUCGACGUGGUAGACGACGAGCCUUCGUGGACACAGAGCACUAGUCCCUGGGCCACGCCUCGCGAGUGUUGGUGGCCGAUAGACUCGGAGAACGAGCGGCUUUGCACGUCCAACUCGGGUUCGGGCAAGCACAAGUGCGAGCAUGACGAUAGAUAUAUGAACUUGAGCGAGUUCAGGUGGUGCGGGAGCAACUACGAUGCGCUAGGCAACCCGCGCUUUGCGGGCGGGGUGAUCGAGGGGGUGGAGUGGGGAGCCGGGAGGUUGACGGACAACGCCACCUUCGUGCAGAGUCUGAACUGGGGCUACACGAAUUUCGACAACAUCUUCGUCGCUUUCUUGACUAUCUUUCAGAGCAUCACCAUGGAGGGAUGGUCAGAUGUACUUUAUCAGGUAAAGGAUUGUAGCCUUCCUAUCCUCGGAGACGUCUUCUUCAUCAUCCUUAUCCUGUGGGGGUCGUUCUUCACUCUCAAUCUACUCCUGGCUGUGCUGGAGGGGAACUUCACCAAGGGCAAGGAAGACGACAAGGAGGCUGAGGAACGACAUCGGCAGGCACUGUGGGCUGACGAGGGGACGAAUGGAGCUAGUUUUAUCGAUGAAAACGAGGAGGAGGAGGGGGGGGGGGUUACUGGCAAUGACGAGCUGCAGGAUCUUCCAACCUGGCGCUUGGUUUUGCGGCGGUUGGUUGACCACGUCAAGUUUCAGAAUUCGAUCACGCUCUUGAUCGUACUCAACACGUUGGUGCUGGCAUUGGAUCACCACCCGAUGGAUGAGGAGUUCUCCACAUACCUAGAGGUCUUCAACUUCGCCUUCUCUCUGUGCUUCAUGCUAGAGAUGGCUCUCAAGGUUGCGGCACUUGGACCCCGGGAGUACGCCAAGGACAACUUCAACCUGUUCGACGGUUUCAUCGUUAUUAGCGGGUUGCUGGAGCUCAUCCUCUCGCCACCCGAUAUCUUGACUGGCGAGACGGGGAAUACUUCUGGCGGAGCACUUUCGGCGCUGAGGUCGUUCCGCCUGUUCAGAGUUUUCAAGCUCGCAAGGGAGUGGCACUCCAUGCGCGAGCUGCUCAACACGCUGGGAAAGACGCUGCUAGACAUCGGCAACUUUGGGAUGCUGCUGGUGCUCUUCAUGUACAUCUAUGCCCUUGUAGGCCUGCAGUUUUUCGCCAACCGCUUCCACUUCAACGAAGUCGGCGAGGUGGUGGGAAUAGGCGAGCCGGGAUACUACACCGCGGAAGUGCCGAGAUCAAACUUCGACACUCUCAUGAACGCCUUCACUACGAUUUUCGAGAUCCUUUCCGGAGAGAACUGGAACACGGUGAUGUACGACGCCCGACGAGCGACGGGCUGGGUAAGCGUCUUCUACUUCGUGAGCCUCAUCAUCAUGGGAAUGAUGAUCGUCAUGAACCUGUUUCUGGCCAUCCUUCUAUCCAACUUCACCAACAAGGACGACGUUGACGCGGAGGCCGGCGGCGGUUCGGGCAACGGCGAAAACGCGGGGCCACCUGUCGAACACCCGGGUAGUCCACGAGUGGCGCCAUACAACCCGGUUUCACCUCCUCCCUCCCCGCAAAGGCCGAAGCUGGGGUCCAGUAAGUCUCUGACAAAAACGCUUGCCAAUCAACAGAGCUUCAAGGCAGGCGGUGACGGGACCGCGGGUAAGCUAGUCACGAUGUCAUCCAACGUCGGCAGAGGUAGCGGCGACGGGAACGAAAUCAAGGUCGGCAGCGGAAGGCCGAGAUUCGUGGUUCGCGCGGGGCAGGCGUGCAGGCGGUUUGGGGCAGACAUGUACGAGGCAUGCCGUAGCGCCAUCUUCGGGCUGAGGGUUCCCGAUGACCUUGACCCCGGGAAGGCGCUGUUCGUACUCGGGCCGGACAACAAGCUGCGGCAGGGGUGUGCCGCGGUGGUGCACAACCCCGGCUUCGACCGCUUCAUCCUCCUCCUCAUUUCCGUUAGCUCGCUGGCGCUGGCGCUGGACAGCCCCCUGCGGGACCCGGAGUCCGCGACUGCCAAGUACUUGAAAGGCGUGGAGAGGGUAAUGACGGCCCUGUUUUUUAUCGAGAUGGCCCUCAAGAUCUGCGCCCACGGAUUCGCGCUAAUGCCGAAGGCAUACCUGCGGAGCGCGUGGAACAUCCUUGACUUCGUUGUGGUGGUGAUUUCAAUGAUCCAGCUGGUCACGAACGAUUCGGGGAAUCUCGAGAGCCUGCGGUCUCUGCGCACGCUGCGGGCACUUCGACCACUAAGGAUGAUCAACCGCGCACCGGGUCUCAAGAUAGUCCUGAACGCCCUGUUCGCGGCCAUUCCCGACGUGCUAAACGUGGCGGCGGUGUGUUUCAUGUUCUUCAUCAUCUUCGCUAUCCUCGGUGUCAACUACUUCAAGGGCAUUCUCAUGUCCUGCCAGGGGGAAGAGUUCGACGCUCUCCCCGAGAGCAUCGCUCUUUUCAUCCAAGAACCGACUUCGUGGGACGCUAUGUCGGCCGACCAGCAGUCGUGGUUCGGCCCUCUCAGCAACGUCUCCGCGGCGUUCUCGAUGAAUGGCACCGGUGGCUUCACUACCGCGAGCGCCUGCGGGAGUAUUAACGCGGGCUGGCCUGACUCCGGCGGGUGUUGCACGGAAUGGCCGUCUUCUGCUUCGAGCGUUCCCACCAGCUACCAGUUGUGCGAGUGCCUCGGCCUGGAUUGGGACCAGACGGUUCCACAGCAGUUCGACAACGUCGCUCAGGCCCUGCUCACAUUCUUCGAGAUUUCCACGACGGAAGCCUGGACGUCGGUCAUGUACGCCGCCGUAGAUGCGACCGACGUGGACAUGCAGCCAAUCAGGGACAACCGCGUGAUGAUAGUCUGGUUCUUCAUGCUGUUCAUGCUCAUCGGCUCGUACCUCGUCAUGAAUCUCUUCGUCGGUGUCAUCAUUGACAAUUUCAACAAGAUGAAAUCUAAAGCUGAAGGCGACGGAGUUCUCGUCACGGAGGAGCAACAGUCCUGGAUCAAGACGCAGCACAUGACGCACCGCCUGAGGCCAUUGAAGCGUGUCACUCUGCCCGGGGAUCCUGUGGGAAACUGGUGCUACAAGGUGUCACACCACAAGUGGUUCGACGCGUCCGUCAUGAUUUGCAUCGUCCUCAACACCAUCGUCAUGGCCAUGCAGUUCUUCGGGCAGGGGAACGUGUACACCAGGUGCAUCGAGGGAGCCAACUACAGUUUCUCCUUCAUCUUCACUGUUGAAGCAAUAAUCAAGAUCCUAGCAUUCCGACGGGCGUACUUCAUCGACCCGUGGAACCGCUUCGACAUCUUCAUCGUCAUCGGCACCAACCUCGGCCUGGCGAUGCUGUGGAUGACCGGACGGAGCUACGGCUCCAUCGCCACCAUCAUCCGCACGUUCCGAAUAGGACGCGUGCUGAGACUCGUGAGGGGUCUGGAGUCGAUGGCCCAGCUGUUCAACACCCUGCUGCUGACGUUGCCCAGUCUCGGAAACGUCGGAGCUCUCUUGUUCUUACAGUUCUUCAUCUACGCCGUCAUGGGCGUGCAACUGUUUGCUACGGUGGGACUGAGGGGCGCGGUGGAUGAGCAGGCCAACUUCCAGACCUUCUGGGGGUCGAUGGUGCUGCUGCUACGGUUCAGUACGGGUGAGAACUGGAACGGAUUCAUGUACGACAUGGUGGCCGAGCGAGAGGACUGCGUGUCGAACCCCGUGUACGAUCCGGACAUGUGCGGGUUCACGUCCCACGCCAACUGCACUCCGCUCAACGGCUGCGGGAGCUGGUCUAUCUUCCCCUACAUGAUCAGCUUCACGCUCACCAUCACGUACGUCUUCAUGAACCUGUUCAUCGGAGUCAUCCUCGACGGUUUCGACGCGGCCUCCGCGAGCGACCAUGACGUCAUCAAACAAGAGGACUUCGCGCGCUUCGCCAGCCAUUGGGCGGAAUUCGACCCUCGUGCCACGUGCUUGAUCUCGGUCCAGGACUUGCACGACUUCCUACAAACCUUGUUCGCGCCGUGGGGAUUCGGCAAGGACUACCAGGCGUCAGACCGGGAAGUGCGCGCCCACAUUAGACGCCUCAAGCUGCGCAUCUUCAACGAUAACAAAGUGCACUUCAAGGAUGUACUUCUCGCGCUAUCCGAGGAAGUCCAUCGCUUGGAGGCCGAGAAAAAGGGAGCUACGAUUGACCUGCCACAGUACUUCCAGGCGAAGCUGGCCACUGGAUGGCAGAAGACGUCGGGUAUCAAUAGUCACGACUACAUGGUCAACCCAGUUUCGGGAGGGACUGUCACACUUGACCACAUACUGGCCGCGGAAUUUAUCCAGAAGGCGUUCCGCCGCUUCUUGGAAUUUAGGAGGUCGACUGAGGAGCAGCGACAACGCACACAAGAGCUUGAACCUGCAGGAUCCAACAUGACGAGCAUCAAUGAAGGGAGAGGCGGCGUCGUCGGCGACCGAGGAAGUGUCUCAGGGGUGGGGCGAGGAGAUAUUGGGGGACAGGACGACAUGAUACCCAGUCCGAUUGGGAAGAGGAUGGAGAGGGCAAGGCCAGUCGGAGGGAGCACAGCGGAGAGAUCCGUCUGGGUGACUUCUAGUGGUGGUGAUGGCGAGUGGUCCGUACAAUCCGUCAAUGAUCACAAGAAAAGUUCUCUGCCGAAGUUAGAAGAGACAAGAGAAGGGGGAGGAGGGAGGGGUGGGGGGGAUGGGGCUGGUAAAUCCGUCAGCGGGGCGCCGGAGGAAGUGCGGGCGUCGUCGGGGAAACGGUCACGAAAUUCCCGGCACAGAAACAGCACUCGAACACCCAGGAAAGACAACGGGGAUGGGGACGAAGGAGCACCAUCGUCUAUAACGUCCUCAGCGAAAGGCGCCAGAAACAGCAGAAGUUUGCAAGUAGGCCUAGGGGAUCGAGACGGGGAGAAGGAAAGAGGUGCCAGCGGGGCAAUGGGGGCGGAGGGGAGAAGAGAGUCAGCGGGGCACGACAAAGAUGGUGCCGAGCGGAUAGAGUUUAGUAGGACGAACUUAUCACCAAGUAGCAUUUCAUCCUCGAUCUCAUUAGCGGCCUCAGGAUCGCGCUCUGUUGCUUCUGAUCGGAUAGAAGUCGAGUCACGGUUAAUUGAUUCCGGCUACAACGGCGGUGGCGGUGAGACGGGGGAGAAUAGUACGGCAGGCGGGGAACAGAGGGCGCGACCGCCGCGGCUUGACUUGUAG